ACGCAGAUACGUACGCCCGGCCCAGGACAGGGGGAGGGGGCGGGGCAACUGGAUUGAACCACCCUCGGCGACAGGUGCCAACAGGAAAAUGGAUGACGACGAAUUUGGAGGCUUUGAGGCAGCAGUGACCUUUGAAGGUGAAGAUGGUGAAACACAAACUAUUUCUCCUGCUAUUCCUUGGGCAGCAUUUCCUGCAGUAUCUGAAGUCCAUGUACCACAAAAUGUUUCUUCAGAUGUUCUUCUGGAGCAUUCUCUGUCUUCUGCUUGCCUUGUGCCUUCUGAUUCAUUCAUCUUAUCAGGUGAUGAUGUACUGACAGCUGUUCAAACAGCCAACAGUAUUUUAAACCCAGCUGUUCUUAAAGAACAGGUUCAGUUAUCAGCCAGUUCUUCCUUGGAUAUCUCAAUUCCUUCUUUGAGUUUAACGGAAGGAAAACCUUCAGAAAAUUCAACCAUCCCUGUGGGUGACUCUGAGAAGCCGGGGAUAAAUGGAUCAAAGAAGCAUCUUCAAACAACAGUUGCAAGUCUAGAGAUUAAACUUAAAGAUGCUGAAGAAGAAAAAUGUAGAAUUAAAAAGGAGUUAGAAGAUUUGAUGGAAAAGCAUAGUAUCCUGCAAACAGAUUUCUUGAAAGAAAAGGAAGGUGAAUUCAUCUCACACCAAGAUAGCUACAAAAAGCUGCAGGAGAAACACAAGCUUGAGUUAGAAGACAUGAGGAAAGCUGGACAUGAAGCCCUGACUAUUAUUGUGGAAGAAUUUAAGGCACUAUUGCAGUCUACAGUUCAGAAGCAAGAAGAAGCCAUUGAAAAACAAUACGUAGCUGCAAUUGAAAAACACUCAUACAAGUGUGAGGAACUGCUGAAUGCUCAGCAUCAGAGACUUCUUGACAUGCUGGAUACAGAGAAAGAAGUGUUAGCACAAAAAGUAGAAGCAGCCUUGAUGCAACAAUCACAAAAACAUAAGGAAGCCCUGGAAAAAUGUUUGGAGGAACAAGAGAAUAGAAGUAAAGAGGCUUUAGCAGCUGCUGCUAAGAUUGAAAAAGAAGUAAUGCAAGAGGCCAUUUUAAAAGCAGUCGAAGAGGAAAGGAGAAACAUGGAGAAAAUUCAUGCAAAAGAAGUAGAAAUAUGGCAGGCCGAAUGUGUCAAAGACAAAGAAAAGAUUGCUCAGGCUCUGCAGGAGGCUGUGCAAGAGCAAAGAAAAACCAGUCAAGAAGUUGUUAAGGCAGCAAUAAUGGAAGAACAGAAACGAAGUGAAAAGGCUGUGGAAGAAGCUGUGAAAAGAACAAGAGAGGAAUUGAUGGAAUAUAUCAAAGAACAGAAGAGGCUCGAUCAAGUUGUCCGCCAACGUAGCCUGUGUAGUUUGGAACUAUUCCUCUCAUGUGCACAGAAGCAAUUAAGCACUUUAUUAAAAGAAGAACCAAUCACUUCAGAGCAAGAGAGAGAAACUGAAAAUCUAAACGGCAAUGAAAACAUGUGA
Molecule: messenger RNA, 1471 nt
Organism: Emys orbicularis (European pond turtle)
Lineage: Eukaryota; Metazoa; Chordata; Testudines; Emydidae
Gene: CCDC91
Product: coiled-coil domain containing 91
Exons: 13
Coding region: 89-1471 (460 amino acids)
Biological process (GO): Golgi to lysosome transport
Cellular component (GO): trans-Golgi network
Source: RefSeq, a predicted model, not a curated record